Molecule: messenger RNA, 796 nt
Organism: Peromyscus californicus insignis
Lineage: Eukaryota; Metazoa; Chordata; Mammalia; Rodentia; Cricetidae
Gene: Mrpl14
Product: mitochondrial ribosomal protein L14
Exons: 3
Coding region: 275-712 (145 amino acids)
Biological process (GO): translation
Cellular component (GO): mitochondrion; ribosome
Molecular function (GO): structural constituent of ribosome
Source: RefSeq, a predicted model, not a curated record
GGGCCAGCCACCCGUCAGGUGCCAGGACCCUCGAGCCCUCCCCUUUGCCCAAGCCUGGACCCCUUGUUCGAGGCCAGCUUCGUCCCCAGCAACAAGAGAAAGAAUAAAAAGAGACCGAGGGCAUUGGACUUGGCGACCCCAGAAUGCAAAACUCGGGGGCGGAGGCGGGUGGUUCCCUUCAGCGGCGCCGGCGGCUGGGGAGCAGCUGGGACCCGAGGAGGGCCGCGCAGGGGCCGCGCACCUGGAUGGGGCAGGUUUGCCGUCUGGGGACCCCAUGGCUGUCCUCACUGCGCUCUGGGGCCCCUUUGCCCACGCCAGCAGAGCAUUCGGCCAGCGCUGCUUCAGCACCUCUGGGAGCCUCGGUGCCAUCCAGAAGAUGACUCGGGUGCGUGUAGUGGACAACAGUGCCCUGGGAAACACCCCAUACCAUCGGCCGCCUCGAUGCAUCCACGUCUAUAACAAGAGUGGGGUGGGCAAGGUAGGCGAUCAGAUUCUGCUGGCCAUCAGGGGGCAGAAGAAGAGAGCACUCAUUGUGGGGCAUCGCAUGCCUGGAUCCCGGAUGACUCCAAGGUUUGACUCCAACAACGUGGUCCUCAUCGAGGACAAUGGGAACCCUGUGGGGACUCGAAUUAAAACACCUAUCCCAUCCAGCCUUCGCAAGAGGGAAGGCGAGUAUUCCAAGGUGUUGGCCAUAGCUCAGAACUUUGUGUGAGCAGAGCGGCUCUGAGCCAUGCAGGCGUCCCUUCACACUGGUGACAUGUCCUGGAACAGAAUAAAUGUUUUAAUGUGUGUUUUC